This is a messenger RNA of Magnolia sinica, 1035 nucleotides long. RefSeq lists its product as uncharacterized. The record is from RefSeq and is a predicted model, not a curated record. The transcript has 5 exons. Lineage: Eukaryota; Viridiplantae; Streptophyta; Magnoliopsida; Magnoliales; Magnoliaceae. Gene Ontology annotation, molecular function: nucleic acid binding. Gene Ontology annotation, biological process: DNA integration. Bases 1 to 1035 code for a protein of 344 amino acids.
AUGCUGCUGCCCAAUACUGAAAAAGAGAUUCGGGGUUUCCUCGGAAGGAUCCAGUAUAUCAGCCAAUUCAUCGCGCAGCUCACACCAAUUUUUGAUCCCAUAUUCAAGCUUCUAAGGAAGAAUUCGCCAAAGGAAUGGAACGACGACCGUCAAACGGCUUUCAACAAAAUCAAGAACAGUGCUCAUGCCACCUACCUCAGGAUCUCAAAAUGGCAACUACUGCUUUCCGAGUUUGACAUCACCUAUGUCACUCAGAAGGUAAUUAAGGGGCAAGCACUGGCCUACCACUUAGUAGCACACUCUCUACCUGAUUACCAGCCACUGAAGACCUUCUUCCCUGACGAGGACAUCCUUCUGAUUGAGGAAGAAGAAGAAAGAAAGACGAAUAGCGACUGGAAGACCAAGGAUGAAAAGUUGAUCCCUUAUCACGUCUAUCUAGAGAAUCUAUAUGAGGAAUUCGAAGAGAUCACGUUCUCUUACAUGCCCCGAGCCAAGAACCAGUUUGCGGACACUCUAGACAUCAAGGAAUACCACAAGCAUCAGAAGUACCCGGAAGGAGCAACAUCAACCGAUCAUCACAUCAUCCAGCGGCUAGCAGCCCAGUUCACGAUCACCGGGGGCAUCCUCUACAAGCGAUCCAUCAACCCCAAAGCUUCAAACAGGCAUGAGUACAUCUUGGUGACAGUAGAAUACUUCACCAAGUGGAUAGAAGCAGCAUCCUACACCACCAUCACAGCAUCUCACGUGGUCAAGUUUAUGAAGAACAAUAUCAUCAGCCGAUAUGGGAUCCCUCAGGCCAUUAUUACAGACAACGGAACCCCGUUCGUCAAUAAAAGGAUGAGCGACUUCCUUGACAAAUUCAAGAUUCAAUGUCAUCAGACAAGUCCCUACCGUCCUCAGAUGAAUGGUGGGGUUGAAGCUGCAAACAAAACUAUCAUCCGCAUACUGAAGAAAAUGGUCAAGAAAUAUCACGACUGGUUGGAGAUGCUCCCAUAUGCACUCUGGCUUAUCGAACGUCUGUACGAUCUGCUAUAG